CUGAUGAAUAAAAUUAAGCUCUCUCUCUCUCUCUCCCCUCUUUCUCUCCCCCUCCUUCCUCCCUCCUCCCCCCUCUCUCUCGCGCACUAUAAAGCCGCAACAGCUGAUCUCGUGCAUCACAGAGAGCCGCAACUCCGCACGAGAGAGGAGGAAGAGGAGGAGAGAGUGAAGCCGAGAGUUGGAGAGGAGACGAUGAAGAUGACGGUGGCGGUUGCGGUGAGCCGUUCCGGUCUUCCAAAAUGCAGUUUUUAGGAACAUUUUCUGAGCAAUAUUUUCUGAGGACAUUUCGAGUUUGUGAUAUCUGUGAAGCUCAAGUCUUGCGAGGCGUCUCGUGGACUCUUUAAACCUCCCAUUUUCCCACUUCUUUCUGUGUCUUUUUUGACCCAAAAAACAUCGCAGUUUUGUCCACUCACCUGCUUUGGGAUUUCCACCGGAGUGUGUCGCUCGAUUUUGCAACCGUGAAACCGUUUUUUCCUUCCUCCCUUUUCUUCUUCCACCGGAGCUGAACGGUAACGGGAGGCUCGCGCUGUGAGACGGAGCUGUCCGGUGCUGAACGCGCGAGCCCAGCACAAGGGGGGAGCUGUCCGCGUGCUGCUCAACACCAUGUCUGUUUUGGGAUAAAAAGCGAACAAAAAGGACAAAAGGACGAUUUAAAACGGAAUAGCCACGCAGGAGCUGAUUUAUAUUUUUUAUUUUUGACCCUCUACAAACUCCACAGGUCUUCCUCUGGCGACUUAACGGAAUGAAAACGGACCAUUUCUCAGCCAAACCUUCAUUUAGCGAACAUCAAUAAUACCCGGCAUGCUAAAAAUAGAGAAGCACUCGAGGUGGUUUGUUUAAUCUUUGACAAAAAAAGAAAAAAAAAGAAGAAGAAGCCAUGUCUCCACUUUCGAGGCUGUUUGAUGGAAGGAAGAACCUUUAGUGGCUGAAACGAGGGAGUAAAUACCAGAAAAAAAAGUAGAUUGAGUGAGUUUUAAAGUGAGUUAGAGAGAAGAAACAGCUCCAUCAUGCCCCGGUCCUUCUUAGUGAAGAAAGUGAAACUGGACGAUUUCUCGGCUGCUGAGCUGGAGAGCUCUUAUGGUCACAGCCGAAGAGAAGAGCUCAGUCUGCGAUUCCAUCAUCAUGACAAAGGCUACGUCAGCGAUUAUCUGAGCCCAAAUCCUUACGAUGACGUGGUGGGAAGCGACUCGUCGGUCAUCUCCAAAGUACCCUCCCCGAGCCACUCGUCGAUCAUCUAUGGCAGUAUCGACAACACCUACUCCGGCAUCCACGGUGACAUCCACGGCGACUCGGACCAGCCAGACAGCCCGCGGUCCGAGGUGUCGUCAUCAGCCGGCGGGUACAUCAACGGGGACGCGGCCGUGAGUGAGGGAUACGCGGUAGAUGCGUUUUUCAUCAUGGACGGACGGUCGCGGAGGAAAACCACGCCGAACCCGAGAGGAGCCGCCCAGAGGCACACCUGCAGCGAGUGCGGCAAAACCUACGCCACGUCCUCCAACCUGAGCCGGCACAAGCAGACGCACAGGAGCAUAGACAGCAAGAUGGCCAAGAAGUGCCCCACGUGUGGGAAAGUUUACGUCUCCAUGCCCGCCAUGGCCAUGCACUUGCUGACCCACGACCUCAAGCACAAGUGCGACGUGUGCGGCAAAGCAUUCAGCCGGCCGUGGCUGCUGCAGGGCCACAUGCGCUCGCACACGGGCGAGAAGCCGUUCGGGUGCGCGCACUGCGGGAAGGCGUUUGCUGACCGGUCCAACCUGCGCGCUCACAUGCAGACACACUCGGCCUUCAAGCACUACAAGUGUAAACGGUGUAACAAGACGUUUGCGCUCAAGAGCUACCUGAACAAACACUACGAGUCAGCCUGCUUCAAGGGGGCUUUCUCCCCUUUGAGCUCACUGGGGGAAUGAUGGAUGGAUUCCUAAACCUUAACUUGGGGUUUAUUUAAUUUAUUUACAUCAGAGUUGUCUGAUUUCUUUCUGCUUUGCCCCCAAAAGAAGAACCUACAAGGGAGGAGUGUUUUCUCUGCAAGGAUCAUGAGGUAUACGACAAAAAUAGUCUAAAAGACACGUCUGUUUUUAUCAAGAACUCUCUCCUUUUGUGCCAUCUCCCCUCAUCUGGAAGUCGAGUGAAAAGUUUUCAAUGCCUGAUUUAGAUUGUCACCUGCUUCGAUAAGAUGUGUCCCCUUGAGGCUGUUUUAAAUAUCUGUGAAGAUAAAUAAAGCACAGCACAUCUAGAUCAUAAUUUCUGAAGAUACCUAGAUCUAUUUAUGUCCAUAUCUAUCUUCAUCAUUCUGUUUUCUGUUCCAACCCACGAGGAAACGACACUGAAGCACAAUUGCUCUUCCAUCUCUCUGUCUUUCUGUGACAGGCGUUUCACAGAGUUUAAAGCAUGAAUCACAACAUCAGUUUUUCUUGCAAAGAGAUUCAAUGAACUUUCCUAUUUUAUGCUUUUUUAGAAACAAACAUUGGUAAUCUAAGGACACAUCCGGUGUCCUGCUUUUAGUGAAACUGACUUUGGACUGAACUUACAUGGAGAUAAAGCAUCAAAACAAAGAAAGCACACAGUAUUUUGUUCUCUGCAAGUAAACAAGAUACUUUCAUUUACACUAUUGUACACCUACAGUAUGCUGUAUGCUGUUGACAAACCACAAUGAACUGUGAAGAAAACAAGGUGCAGCAAAGUACACCGCGUAGUGGGAAAUUAGGAUUUUUUUGGGGUGAAAUUUCUUUAAACCACGGGCAUAGGAUUUGUUUACUUAUCUUCAAUGUAAUGCUGGCAUUUGUGCUUUACUUGACAGUAAACAGUGGAGAGUGUGAAGGAACUGGGAAGACAAACUGGGCUACCAGUUCAGGAUCAGACAGCUGAGAACUCCCACUGAGCCACCAGGGUAUUCCUUAACGGUGUUUUCCUACAACCCAAAUCUGACGUUAUUUAUUUAUUUAUUUAUUUAUUUAUGUCACUGUCAACUGAGGAUCGAGACGUUAAAAAAGUCCUGAUUUUCCUCAAAAGGUCAAACCUUUUUUCAAAUGUUGUAAGAUAAUUUAGCUCAGUAUUCAGCUUUGUCAUCUUUUUUAUAUGUCUAUUUAUUUCCUGACUUAUUUCUGUAUUUAUUUAUUUAUGGGUUUUUGUAUUAAUUUGCACUUUACUUUCUUGUAAUGUUUUUUGCCUUUGUUACAAAUAUGCCAAAGCAUUUGACACUUUCUAAUUACCGAAUACCUUUUUACUUUUGUCUGCCACUUUAAUUAUAAAAACUACUGCAUGCAAAAAAAAAAAUAACAAUAGCCUAAUAAUGGAAUCUAUGCCAAUUUUAUGAGUCUUUGGGAUAGUUUGCCAAAUCCUCUUAGAUAACCGGCAAAUUAAGCAAAUUUCUGUCUUGGGCAAUAUUUCAUUCAUAUCUGAUAGAGCAAUAAUGCAUGAUAUUUUUGAAGAAACGUGAGUCAUAACUGCUUGUAACAUCUUGAUUUUUUUCAAGUACCACUAUUCUAUGUAGUUAUGAGAAAGGAAAUUUCAGGGAGUUAGCGAACCAAGUUAGUGUUAAAUAACGGAGGGUUGGGUUCAGAGCUCUAAAUUUACAAGAAUUGUGACGCUGCUGUGAUUCUGUGAGGCUUUAUCCAGUCACGACAUUUUUUUAACACUCAUUCAAAGAUCAAAUUCGAAUGAGCGGAGUCGGUUUUUCAAUUUUCCAACCUCUGCUGUGUAAUACCAUCCAAAACAAUUGCCUCCUAGUUACAAUUAUGUCUUGGCAUCAUUAGUUUACGUCUGCACGAGCAUUCGGAGCUGCUGGGGCUUCCAGGGAUUCACACAGAUGGCUCAACUCCUUUAGAUGGAGGGCUCUGGGUUGGGUUGGGACGGGUCUUUUUGUACAUGGUUUAUGCACUGCCUGCCUUGUAUUAUUAUUCUAAAAUAUUGUAGAAAGUAGAAGGUACUGCUGUAGACCUCUGGUGCUGAAACAUGGACGGAAACCCAGAAUGAGAACGUUUUGGUUUCAUAUUCUCAUCGCCAAAUACGGGAAAAAUGACUUCCGGUCUUUUCCUUGACUCUCAGUAGUCCUUGAACGCAUCCAUACUUGGCCCUUGUGAAAAUUUUCUCCUAUGAGUUGGUCUAAAUUAGCGAGCUCUCUUCUCUGAAUCUAAUCAAAAGAUCAGCUUUGCUCAUGGGCUCGGCAUGAGACAUUAACUCACAAACUCCAUGUGAGGACUCCAGAGCCAACACCACUCAUUAAAGCCCCCUGCACUAUUUCAGUUGUUUUUGUUUUCAUCAUCUCUGGCAGUUGUGAGUUUGAUGGGGCAAUUCCCAAUGCAAUUAAAAGGAUUGUUGUGAAAGGAGAGAAGACAUUUGGUCGAUAUUUCAGCACCAGAGUGCAUCGCCGAACACUUAGAUUCUACUAUGAACUACUGUAGCCUACUAUAGCCACAAUCUAGUUUACCUAUUCUUAUAUAAAAGCACUUCCUCUUACCUGACAUCUUAGAAUUAUAUCCUACAAUUGUUUUUUUUUUCAAAGAUAGUAGCACAAAGAAAGAGUUUAGAUUCAGGUAGAAAAUGCCUUGUAUGUAGAAAUAACCUCUUUCUCAUUUUUCUACCAUGACGAAUCAAAUACAACAAAACAACAAAGAUGCUGACACAACGCUGGCUGCGUUGUCCUUAAAUAACACCAGAAAAUCCAGUUAAAAAUGACAUCUUCAGUAUAUGCCAUGUCAUUUUUAACACAAAGCAUCUACUGUACACCACGCCUUUUAUAAAGCAAAUGAAAAACUCGACUAUUUUGCGGCAAGAGGUCUUGUAAAUAAGCACUGAUGUGACUUUGGAGUCUGAUUAUUUCUACAGAUCUGUAUAGAGUGACAAUGAUGAUAAUGACGAUGACGACGAUGAUGAUGAUGAUGAUUAAUUUUUCUGGAGCUUCCUGCUUUGUUUUGAGUUCUUCCUCAGAGGUUUUUUUUGGGGGGGACCUCCAGUGGCCGGUUUGAAACAAUGUAAAGCACAAAGACAACACUGGGCAUUUUGUUUCACUUCCUAAAUAAAAACAACUUUGAAAAAAUAA
This is a messenger RNA of Acanthochromis polyacanthus (spiny chromis), 5038 nucleotides long. RefSeq names its product transcriptional repressor scratch 1-like. NCBI's taxonomy places the organism in Eukaryota, Metazoa, Chordata, Actinopteri, Pomacentridae. Gene Ontology annotation, biological process: regulation of DNA-templated transcription. Gene Ontology annotation, molecular function: RNA polymerase II cis-regulatory region sequence-specific DNA binding; DNA-binding transcription factor activity, RNA polymerase II-specific. The transcript has 2 exons. Bases 1008 to 1907 code for a protein of 299 amino acids. The record is from RefSeq and is a predicted model, not a curated record.